AUGGGUAGUAUCGGAGAAAUCGGCGGAGCUGAAAUGGUCUUAGAUGUUGAUGAGACGAUCUUCGUCGCGGUGUCGGAGGAGGUGGAGAGGAGCAGAACGACUGUGUUAUGGGCGGCGCGGAACUUCUCCGGGAAGAAGAUUUGCUUGCUUUACGUCCAUCGACCUGUCCGGCCAGCCUCGUGGACGCAAAAGAAACUGGUCGGUGGUACUUUCCGGAAACAUGCGGUCAAGGUGAUUGAGCGUGUUGAUAAACAAAAAGUGGAUGAGAUUAUGGAUUCUUAUCUUCGCCUUUUAUCUCAAGCUGAGGUUCAAACAGAUAAACUUUGCAUUGCGGGGCAAAAUGUCGAGGAAGGUAUCGUAGAACUAAUUGCUCGACACAAUAUUAAGUGGUUCGUAAUGGGAGCUGCAUCAGAUAAACAUUACUCAUGGAAAAUGACGGAUUUAAAGUCCAAGAAAGCCAUAUUCGUUUGCAAAAAAGCUCCUGAUUCCUGCCAUAUUUGGUUUCUCUGUAAAGGUUACCUUAUUUUUACAAGGGCUACCAAUGACGUUAGUAAUAACAGGCAAACAAUGCCUCCCCUAGUACAGCUGGAUUCAGAUACUGAGACAAGGAAAUCUGAAAAAAUGGAAUCCUCUUAUAUGAGGAGAAGAUUAAGAUAUUGGCGUAGCCUCCUUGAACAAGAUGGUGAGAAAGACACAGGUCAAUCGGAGAGAGAAAAGGUGGAACCAAGAGCAACUUCUAAUGUUUCUUCAGGUUCGGGUUCUUCCUUUGGAGAGCCGGUUGGUCCAGAGCCGCCGGCUGGUCCAGAGCCAUCUGGCCCAGAGUCAGCUCGCUUAGAUACUUUAACCACCCCAGAUAUUGAGGAGAAGAAGCGUGAAGGAAAUGUAGCGCGCGAAGUUCAUAGGUAUGAUAAAGCCAUGCAUGAUAUUGGCCAAUCAGAGAGAACUGUCUAUGGAGAAGCUCGGAACGAAUUGAAAGAGGAUGACAGUACCAUGGAGGCUUUAUGCAAGGCAAAGGCUUUGGAGGGCUUAUGCAUUAAGGAGUUGAGUCGAAGAAAGAAACUGGAGGAAUUGCUAGAGAAGGAAAAGGAUGAAGUAAAUAGGGUAAUAGAGCAGAACAAUGGAUUCAUGAAAAAGCUUCAGAUGGUUGAAGGUGAUAAUCUCAAGCUGGAGAGGCAGAUCAGGAGACUGCAAGACUUGGAGAAAGAACAUGGUGAGAAAUUUGAUACGGCUAUGGAGCUUUUGAAAAGCUUCAGGCAGAAAAGGGACGAGAUCCGGAUCGACCAUGAGAACGCGAUGAAGGAAGUAAACGCAUUGAAGAGAUUGAUAAAAGGAAAGACUGUAGAGUCCGGGUCAGAGAUGCUCGAUUAUUCUUUCAUGGAGAUCAACGAAGCCACUAACGAGUUUGAUCCGUCGUGGAAACUUGGAGAUGGCAAAUACGGAAGUGUCUACAAAGGGAGUCUCCAACAUCUUCAAGUAGCUGUAAAGAUGUUGCCCUCUUAUGGCUCCCAGAAUCACUUCGAGUUUGAGCGUCAGGUGGAGAUUUUAAGCAGAGUAAGGCAUCCGAAUCUGGUGACAUUAGUUGGUACUUGUCCAGAGUAUCGGUCCAUCAUUUACCAAUACAUUCCUAGUGGAAGCCUCGAAGACUGUCUUUCAUCAACGAACAACAACGUUCCUGCGCUUUCUUGGGAGUCUCGGAUCAGGAUCGCCUCUGAAAUAUGCUCUGCGCUCUUGUUUCUUCACUCAAACGUUCCUUGCAUCAUUCACGGAAACCUCAAACCGUCCAAGAUCCUCCUUGACUCUAACCUCGUCACCAAGAUCAGCGACUACGGGAUCUCUCAGCUGAUACCGAUCGAUGGAGUCGACAAAUCCGAUCCUCACGUUGAUCCGCAUUACUUUGUCUCCGGUGAGAUGACGCUGGAAUCAGACGUGUACUCGUUUGGAAUGAUUCUUCUUCAGCUUCUCACGAGAAGACCUCUCUCUGGCGUGCUGAGAGACGUCAAGUGCGCGGUUGAGAACGAUAACAUCAGCGCGGUUCUGGAUGAUUCAGCUGGAGAGUGGCCAGUCGCACGUGGCAAGAAGCUAGCUAACAUAGCCAUCCGUUGCUGUAAGAAAAACCCAUUGAACCGACCAGAUCUAGCCAUGGUUCUAAAGUUUAUAGAUCGGAUGAAAGUCCCGGAAGUUCCUUCGUCGGAAACGUCGUCGUACUCUGACCAGAAAGCUCCACGCCGGCCUCCUUCUCAUUACCUCUGCCCUAUUUUCCAGGAAGUGAUGAAAGAUCCUUUGAUAGCGGCAGAUGGGUUCACGUACGAAGCGGAAGCGAUAAGGGAAUGGUUAGCGAAUGGGCACGAUACGUCGCCGAUGACAAACCUGAAGAUGGAAGAUUGCAAUCUCAUACCUAACCACGCUCUUCAUCUUGCUAUCCAAGAUUGGCAAAACCAAUGGUGA
This is a messenger RNA of Microthlaspi erraticum, 2445 nucleotides long. The record is from the annotation of a GenBank genome assembly. Lineage: Eukaryota; Viridiplantae; Streptophyta; Magnoliopsida; Brassicales; Brassicaceae.